AUGAAAUUCACGCCGGCCCCGUGUGUAAAUACUGAUUCUUUUCCCUCAGGCAUUGGUCUUUCUAUUGUAUCUUGCCUGGUUCAGACUUCUGCGGCCCGAGUAUAUAUCCUUGGACGUCGGUUGCCUAUUCUCCAAGAUGCUUCUCAGAGAUUAGGAAAUACCGUAAUCCCUAUUGAGUGUGAUGUAACCAACCCAGACUCUGUCUCUAGCGCUGUAUCCUGUAUCGAACGACCAGACUAUAAGGGAGCCAAUAUUGCAACAACUAUCGAUGAAUUACAGAGAAGUCUACUAAAUACCUGGUCUGGUUGGGAGGCUACCUUUGCUGUUAACUUGAGUGCAGUGGUAGGAGUAUCAGCUGCUUUCCUGAAACUUUUAGAUGAAGGAAAUAGAAGACGCGGCUGGCCAGCUGAAAAAACAAGCCUUGCUCCUAGUGAUACUGUGGAUCUGGAGGAUAAACGUAGUAGUCAGAUUAUUACUGUGGCUAGUAUCGCAGGAUUAAAUCAAUAUAUUACUGCGGGAUUGUCAUAUAGUGGCAGUAAAGCAGCGGCCAUACUGCUGGCUCAUUUGUUGGCCCCAUGGGGAAUCAGAUGCAAUGUUAUCAACCCAGGAAGUAUGGUUUCCCCUAGAAGUCUGGGUCCUUUUGCUUUUUAUCCAUCUGAUAUGAGUGUCGGCACUAAAGAUACUUAUAGCUACAAUGAUGUCCCGGCAGGGCGGAAGGGGGAUUUCCAGGACGUUGCCGGAGUUGUUCUCUAUCUAAUUUGUAAAGCGGGAGCAUAUGCCAAUGGAAACAUGCAAAUUACCGAUGGAGGAAGACUGUCAGUUAUGCCUGCCACAUACUAG
This is a messenger RNA of Penicillium cosmopolitanum, 840 nucleotides long. RefSeq names its product SDR family oxidoreductase. The transcript is spliced from 4 exons. The record is from RefSeq and is a predicted model, not a curated record. The coding region runs from base 1 to 840 and encodes 279 amino acids. NCBI's taxonomy places the organism in Eukaryota, Fungi, Ascomycota, Eurotiomycetes, Eurotiales, Aspergillaceae. Gene Ontology annotation, molecular function: oxidoreductase activity.